AUGGAUGGGAAGCUUGGGAACCAGGUUCGGAACGUUCAUCUUCGUCAUGUUGCAUCUUCAUCUCAUGCCAUAUCAGCUCGUCAUUCAAGUUUCAUCCUAACUCUGAUAGAUAACAAGGAGCUAGUCAAAAACCCAUCAGAGGAGUUCUGUCCUGGUAAAAAGACGAAGAAAGAAUCAAAAAAGGCAAUUGUCAAAUUUAAUGAGACAUUACAAGAUUCAUCUGAAGAAGGAGGGAAUGAAGAAUUAGAAGGUAACAUAGAAGAAUACGAAGCCAGCAAUGGACAAGAAGAUCAAGCAAGCAGUGGAGAAGCAGAAGCUAGAAAAGAAAGUAAAGAAAUAGAAGCAGAAGACAAAGAACAAAAUGAACAGAAAGAAGAAAACAGUAAAGAAGAAGAUAAACAGCAAGAAGAAAAUAAGGAAGAAAGUGAUGAAGAAGAACGUAAUAAGCCGAUGGACCAACAACGUGAUAGCAUUUGUGACUCAACAAUGCAUCAGCCUCAAGAAUCUGAGGAAUCAAAGGAUGCCCAAAUUGCGGAUCUACGUCAAAGACUAAAGGCACUUUCUCAAUCUAAAAAAGAAGAAGAGAGAAAUUGGAUUGAAUUACUUGCUUAA
Camellia sinensis is the source of this 612-nucleotide messenger RNA. The record is from RefSeq and is a predicted model, not a curated record. Lineage: Eukaryota; Viridiplantae; Streptophyta; Magnoliopsida; Ericales; Theaceae.